This is a messenger RNA of Eremomyces bilateralis CBS 781.70, 601 nucleotides long. RefSeq lists its product as uncharacterized. Bases 23 to 427 code for a protein of 134 amino acids. The record is from RefSeq and is a predicted model, not a curated record. The transcript has 3 exons. Gene Ontology annotation, cellular component: ribosome. Gene Ontology annotation, molecular function: structural constituent of ribosome. Gene Ontology annotation, biological process: translation. Lineage: Eukaryota; Fungi; Ascomycota; Dothideomycetes; Eremomycetales; Eremomycetaceae.
GGCAUCAUCCACGAUCAUCACGAUGGCCGACUCACAAGUCACCCUCCGCACCCGGAAAUUCAUCCGCAACCCGCUCCUGGGGCGACGACAGAUGGUCGUCGACGUCCUCCACCCCAACCGCGCGAACGUUUCCAAGGAUGAGCUCCGCGACAAGCUGUCCGAGCUGUACAAGGCCGGCAAGGACCAGAUCUCCGUCUUCGGCUUCAAGACGCAAUUCGGCGGCGGCAAGAGCACUGGCUUCGCCCUCAUCUACGACAGCAACGACUCGAUGAAGAAGUUCGAGCCGCAGUAUCGGCUCGUCCGGUUCGGCAUGGCUACCAAGCGCGAGCGCGCGAGCAGGCAGCAGCGCAAACAACGAAAGAACCGAUCCAAGGAGUUCCGCGGCACGGCGAAGACGAAGGGCGCCACCAAGAAGAAGGACAAAUAGGCGCAUCGCUUCUAGCACGGGGAUGGGGACGGUGGCUGCAGUGGUGGUGGUCUGCGGUCACAGGGUUGGCGCAGAAUGGAUCAUCCAAGCACACACGAUAUCAGGCGGUUUUCUCUACCUCUGAUACGGUCAUGACCGAUGAAAAGGUUCAUUCACCGGGGCGAUGGCGGUGGG